This is a messenger RNA of Thamnophis sirtalis, 3576 nucleotides long. Lineage: Eukaryota; Metazoa; Chordata; Lepidosauria; Squamata; Natricidae. The record is from RefSeq and is a predicted model, not a curated record.
UCACUCAGCCGUGCCUCCGCGAAGUCACGCCCUGCUUCCACAAAGGAUGCUGAGCCUGGGAGCGGGCUGCUGCCGCUGCCGCCGCCGCCGCCUCCUCUCGCAGAGCCUGCAUCCGCAGCAUCCCUUAUGGACCUGCCGACUGCGGGGGAGAAAUUGGAGCAUUUCACCCGAGACAGGCCCAGGCCGAACCGAAGGAACAGGCAACCUCCUAGCAAGUCGAAUGUUCAGCCGCCUGUGCGUGAGAACACAGAAGACAGAAGCAUUGCCAGGUUGGAUGAAGGCUUAGAUGAAUUCUUCACCAAGAAGGUGAUCCAUGAAUAUUUACUUCCUACUUCCUCGGAAACCUCUCCCACGGCAGUCGCAUCGCCCUCUUCUGGUUCUCGGACCUUGAAAAAGAAAAUCGGACACUUCUUUGCCUUCAAGAAGCCAAAGUCAAGUCGGGGGCCCAAGUCCGAGAAAGACUCUGAGGGUAGUCCUUCACCAGCAAGGGGCAGGAAGCUGAUGCUCAGUGACAUUUUAAGGACCCCCAGCAAAGCCAGCGAUUCGGCCAAAGCGCUUAGCAAAUCUGAGGAAGGGGGGCUGGCUGGAGAGAACAGAGGCUAUCUGGAACAAAGCCAGACCCCGGAUAGUGCACGAAGGGCCAGGCCCAAGUACUCCCGAGAAGGGAAGUCUCAGUCCUUGAUACUCUUGUCUGGAGAAGAGACAGAGGGACUUGGUGUCAGGCAUGAGAAGAAGCGGUCCUUUGAGAAGAGCGAUGGUGAGCUGCCCAGUUCCUUCGAACAGCGUGUCCACGUCAUGCUGCAUCGGAUUGGGGUCACCAAGGUGUUGUCUUCUGAAGGCAAAAAGAAACAGAGCAAAGAUGGGGAAAUCAAAAAGGCCGGCUCUGACGGGGAUAUCGUAGAUUGUUCUGCAGAAUCUCCUCCAUGCUCUUUGAAAUCACGAACACACUCCUUAUCCACAGAUCCUUCCGUCCGCACGGGAUCUGCGGAUCCCAUUGGCCGAGCAGGUACGGAGCCAAGUGGUGGCUCCCUUGAGGGCCGACUUUCGUGGAAGGUUCUCGGGAAGCAGCUGAACGCCGAGUUUAAGGGCAAGUGUUCAGAAUUCAGCCCUUCGCCAAGAAGAGGUUUUGUCAAUCAGGACCCGGUCGGAGCCCGGGAGCCAAAAGGGAGAGAGAGCUGGAGCAGCAGUUUGCCCAGAACUGGGAGAAGCACGGCUGCCCCUCUUCCCCUCAGGAGGACCAGCAAUGCGGGCGAAGGACGGGCAUCUGUUGAACUGCAGAAUUCCUUUGCUCACUUGAACACGGUUGCUGGAGACAAUCAGUUCAAACCCAAGCCUCGUCUAAAGCCAGCGGUCAACCGAAGGGCCAUGUCUGUUCAUGAAGAGCAGCUCAGGGAGCAGGCUUGUGCGGCCGAGCUUCAUCAUGCAAAAAUCCCUCUUUGUUUGCAACGCUCCCCUAUUCUGAAAUGGAAGACUAAGCCCAAAUUUCUGUUGGAGACUGGACUAUCUGCACCCUCGGAUUCUCUAGGCCCUCCCCCACAAGAACAGAAUGUGGUGGACUCCGACUCAAGAGAAGAAACAGAAGAAGAGCUGCCCCAAGCUAUAGAACAAACUCUAAAGAAUGCACAAAAUACAGCGUUAGACCAAAGAACUGCUGUGCCCCUCUCCAAGUCUCCAAUACACGAGCAUUGAAUGAUUCUGCAGGAUGGCUGCUCUAUUGAAGGAGGACAGAGUGAAGGCUUACGGUUUGAAGCAACAGCCAGCGGCGAGGGUGCAAGUUCUUUGGUACAAGGAUGAACAAGGGACCGGCCCUCCCAUAGCUCCUUGGCUGGAAGAACUGGGAUUUCCAGUGAUGGAUAGUGGCAUCUAAUCCCCUGCACGUCUUUCUGGAUCGCCCUGUUUCAUCUUUCAUCCUUGUACACGCUCAUCAAAGUGCCCAGUAUUCUAACGGUUUGUGUGAGAAAAGCCAAAAUCUCAAGUCUGCAGGAGACGGGUCUUUUCCAGCAGAAGUUGUACAGUUGGUACCAGAUGUGACAAAUUUGAUAGUGCCAGAAACUGAGAACCACCAGCAGGCGGGAUGGGGGUUGUUUUACAUACACUAAACUUGCUUGCCUUGCAUUGUAUGUUUUGGAAGUUUGAGACUAGGCUAGUGUGUGGUUUGUAGGGGGGAGUUAAAAGCAGGCACUCAGUUAAACCAGGUACAUGUCUUUCAUAGCAAACUUACUCCGCUGCUAUCCUACACCAUAUUUGUCCUUAAGGUCUUAUUUCCUUCUGUCCACAUCCUUUUGCAGUCUAGGAACAAUACUGUCAUGCCAAAACCAAUAUUUGCUGGCACCAACAAGAAGUUUGGUGUGAACAAGGUAGGAGGCGCAGUGUGCAUCGUAGCAGCUUUCAGCCAGGUUAACCCAAAGCAGGUGGCAGCUCCUCCUGUCCACGAUUAAAUCUGCAAAUUUGCAGUCAUUCCCAUCUCGUUUAUUCUGGUGUGAUUAGGCCUCUCUUCUCGGCUCCGUUAACAUUGCUCCAAGAUUCAGAAGUGCUUUGCUGUGGCAGAGAAGAUGGGAGGAAUGGAGAAGACUUUUCAUCGAUCGUGGCAUCACACCAAGCUUGGUGUUUCUGUUCAAACUCAUUGUGAAGAUGCUUAACCCGUAGCCUUGUCUCACGAAUCAGGAUCUGCGGCCUUCUCCUUAAAGCAAACACCUUACCCUAAAUCCAUUGGCUUUCAAGGAGGCUCUAGGAAAUAGUUAGUUUUUACAAUAUGAAUCGCUUAACUUGUUACAAGCUCCUUACAUCCGAAGCACUAGCACAUAGACGAAAGGGUAAGUACAUAUUUCUCCACACUGAUAGCCUGCAACUAAACACUGUGUUAAAUAUAGAUACAUACUCUGAAAAGAAAAAUUGCAGCUUUUUCGUAGAGCAUUUGGUACUUUCACCACUAGCCUUUUUUUCAGACACUGGAAGGAAAAAAUAUGUGGUGCUCAGCUAAUGUGAGUUAUAUUCUCCAGAGGACUGGAAAGGUUAUCUAACUUUCAGUUGAGACGUUUCCGGCCAUUGGGGAAAGUUCAGAAUCCCAUCAUCUGAAGGCAUUCUUUGAGGAAGACUGAAAAAAAGCUUUUGCUUCCGGCUAUCGGUGAAUUUGGAUGGACAGAAGAAGGAAGACUUAUGAACCACACCACAGUUAAGAUAAAUGAAGGAUAUAUGCAGAUGUAGAGUUCUCACAACAGUGUCUACUAGCGCAACGCCACAUACACACGAACCUGUUUCCACACAGAUAACAUUUUGGCAUAAUGGUUCAAUUACCAAUCAUCCUCAACCACAAGAGACGCUCAGUGGGAGUUGAGCUCCUUGUAACUGUACUUGGGUAUCUGCCAUCUAGUACCAGGUGAUUAUUGCAUGCAUCUUUUAAAAAUAUUCUAGCACAAACAGCCAACUUAUUUACAUUAAGGUCCUUAUUUUAAAGCAAAGAAUCACAGAAUUUUAUUUUAACUUUCAAACUAUGUUUGAGUGACUGUGCUCGAAUUUGGAAAAUUGGCACACAAGGUAUAUUUUUUAUCAAGAGCUGUGCUGUUGUAUUUUUCCUAA